AUGGCUUUUUCACCUCGAAAGCCCGACGUCCAGACCGAUGGCCAUGAACCCAAAAUUCAGGACGUCGUAGUGGUUGGCGCGGGCAUCGCGGGGCUUGCGGUUGCUAAUGCCCUUCGACUCAAGGGUAUAAAUGUCACUGUAUACGAACGUGCGUCACAAUUGGAUCGACAACGGGGAGCGGGUACGGGCUUGAGUCCCAACGGCCAACGAUGUCUGCACGCGCUGGGGUUCUCUCAUGAGAUGGUGUUGGACGUGUCCACCCCUAUUCGUGAACACAUCCUCUGCAACGAAGACCGAGUGCUGGUCCGCUCUGAUUACCCCUGGCGUUUGUAUGAAAAAUACAAGAUGCCUAUCACAGGAACGUUGAGGGGAGGUUUAGUAAAUAUGAUGGCCGAACCCCUUCGAAAAAGCAAAAGCCUUCAUUGCGGCGAAGCUGUAACAAACGUGGAGGAACGUCCUGGAACGGGGAAAAUUAUUGUCACAUUGGCCUCGGGAAAAACCCAUGAGACCGAUUUGGUGGUAGGAGCAGACGGCAUUCACAGCACGUUGGCCCCCUUGGUGCUGGGCAAGGAGAUGGAUCCUCCCAUAUACACAGGCUCUUCUAUUUUUUUUGGUGUCAUCGACAACUUUCAGAAAGGCCCGCAAUCUUUGCCACCCGCAGACACGACUCAAUUGGCAGGUCUCAUUGAUCACCCUGCGGCCAUCGUCCAGGUCCUUGGGCCCAUCAAACUCUUCCUCGUGGCCGGGGGGGCAGGCUCGGAGAAAAAAUUGGUGUGGAAACUGAGCUAUCCCACGCAAACGCCUCCGAUGCGCAAGGAAUGGGCUCUCGCUGAAGGGACAGUCCGCAAGGAGGUGCAGGCAUACCUUGACGAACGUAGGAAUUCUGGGGCGAAAGUUGCCACCAUCUCCGUUAUCCAGGACUUGCUGGAUCGUACAUCCGACGCCCGAUUGCUCCAUUUUGGGCUCUUCUCCCGCAAGGAGAAGGCGUACUGGCACAAGGAUCGCCUGGUUCUAAUUGGUGACGCGGCGCAUGCUACCUUGCCGCAUGUCGGACAGGGUGCGAACAUGGCACUGGAGGACGCCGUGGUCCUGGCCGAUGCCCUGGAGGCGCACGACUUUCGGCACGUGGAAGCCGCCUUGAGUUCUUUUUAUGCCCGGCGGCGGGAACGAACGAAGCGGAUAGUGGAGUCGAGUAGGGUCAUGGGCUGGUUCUUGGACGCGCGGACUCCAGUGGGCGUGUGGCUGAGGAAUGCCGUAUUGGUGGGGGCCAUGCGGAUGGAUUGGUACCUCAAGUUCGCGGAAAAGGAAGUGAUCGGAGGCUUUGUGCUUGGAAGGGAUGAUGCCAAGGGGGAUUAA
This is a messenger RNA of Nannochloropsis gaditana CCMP526, 1356 nucleotides long. RefSeq names its product salicylate hydroxylase. The record is from RefSeq and is a predicted model, not a curated record. Gene Ontology annotation, molecular function: monooxygenase activity; FAD binding. The transcript has a single exon. Bases 1 to 1356 code for a protein of 451 amino acids.